AUGAAUCGCCGGGGCAAUGGCACUGGCAGCGAGCGUGAAGGAAGCUCGGGGAGUUUUAUGACAGAAGCUCUUGAGAUGCAGCGUCAAAUGUGUGACGAAGCUAUGAAUCUAGUGAAUGCAGGCGUUGCCCUGCAAAACGCCUCCCCUCCAAACGUAGCCGAAGCCGAACAAAAGCUCACGCGUGCCGUUGAUAUUAUGGAGCAGGCGCUGAGUAUUCGGUACCGUUCAGUGGAAGAGAAAGACGCUGCCGAUCGUUUGAAUAGUAAAAUGUUGCGCUAUGUAAAGAUGAUUAAGAGUCAACGUGCCAAGAGCAUUGUCGGCAGUGGACCUAAGGGACGUAAUUUGAUUAAACAUAAUAUUCUCGAGAUGGAGCGACUACCUGAGGUAUAUGCUCCUGUUUUUCAAUUACUAAGCCAUUCGAAUCAAUUAGGUGACAUUUGCGAAACACUCAAGCGUUCGUUUGGUUUCCAAGAAGGCAAUGUACUAAAUCAAAAGGAGCAUUUGCUGCUCUUACUUACAAAUUUUAAAGAACAGAGUGGUCAGGAAGAGGAGACGAAGAAGAAGAAGAAGAAGGGGCAGGACGAUACGGAAACACUCGACGACUAUUUACGUCAGCGAGAUCCACAGCUUGAGUUAGAAAUGGCUAACAAGGGCAUUGCACGGCUCCAUACUCGUGUGUUUUCUAAUUACAAAAAAUGGUGCAAGUUUGUAUCGCAAAAGCCCAAAUUCUCAAGUGAUCCCCUUGUUGAUAUUGCGCUGUUUUUUCUUAUAUGGGGCGAAGCUGCUAACUUGCGGCAAAUGCCCGAAUGCUUGUGCUUCUUACUGCACACGAUGUUGCCAAAAGUUACUAGCAGCGCAAAUGAAGAGCCUGGUGUAUUUCUCACGAACACAAUAACGCCCAUGUACGUCGAAUUGCGUCGUGAAAAUGACAAAAAGACGAGCAAAGGAGCUCGUGCUCCUCAUCGCGAGAUUCGCAAUUAUGAUGAUUUUAAUGAAUUUUUCUGGACGAAAAAAUGCCUCAAGUACGACUAUACAAAUAUUGGUGACGCAUUUGCCGACUAUGACAAGAAGGGCCGCCCGAAGAUUGUGAAGAAGACUUACAAUGAAACACGAAGUUGGUUUCGCGCCAUUACUUCGUUUCGACGAAUCUUUUUUGUCAAUUGUGCCUUGUUCUUGGCGACAUUGGGCUUUUCUAUCAACAUGGUCCUCUUGUGUCCUGACUCGGCCAUUAUGUAUGGAGAAGAUGUCCAGCCUUCUUCUGCUACGGGAGUUUUGGAAAUUUUAGGCAAAAAGUACGCGGCUCCACCAGGUGCUCCUGUGGAUAAUACGGAUGAUACAUUGUCGGACGAUGUUGACACGGAAACGGGAGCAGGGCCACAGUGUUUGUAUGCGAAACUCGCGACGUGUUUGGGAGUACAGUAUUUUUCGUCCGCGUCUGACACAUUUGGCACAUUGCCUCAGGAUUUUAAGGAAUUGUUGAAAAUUGUGCCGUUUACAAAGUGUGUAGAGAAGACAGUGGGACGAUGCAAAUGCUAUCACGAUUUGAUUGACGACUGUUUUAGUGAUACUGGUGCGGCAGACGAAGUGGCGGCUGAAGGAUCUGUGGCUACAGUUGCGUACGACCAGAGCAUGUGUGCACCGGCUUGGUAUACUCAGGUGAAGAGCGUAUUGGAUGAUGAAGGCGAUGGAUUGCUCAAUUGUGGCAUGUGCCAGAUUGAUAUCACGAGUUUAUCGAAGAAGCCGACGAGGUUAAUGGAUAUGAUGCAGGGAUUGAUUGACACUGGUCGCUCAGACCAAGGUGCGAUGACAUUAAUGGCUGGAGUGGCUAUGAUUGGUCUUGUGUGCGUUUGCGAGCUGCAGAAUCGCUUCUUUUCUGGCAUUGGCAUGGGCUUUGUGGGUCGCUCUAUGCCGGUUCCUAUGAAGACUUACUGUCGCUAUACAUGCUUUUGGAUUGUGCUGUACUUGGUAAAGCUGAUCUUUGACUAUCAAUUUGUUGUCAAGACGUUAGUUGAGACGACCUUGCUUGUUUAUUCGGCCAAGUCGUCGGAUUAUCUUCAGUACUCGCACUUUAUGCUUCAAAUUACAUAUCAUAACAUUUUGUACAUUCUUUUUUUGUGGAUUCCGGCGUGGAUGGUAUUUCUUUAUGACGCGCAAAUUUUCUAUUCGGUGCUCUCUGUCAUUUACGGAUCAUUUGCUGGCUUUAAUCUGCGGAUCGGAGAGCUUCGAUCGUUCCGUAUUCUUCGUUUGACGUUUAAGUCUAUUCCUGGCGUGUUCAAUCACAAGAUGGUGCCGAACAUCGUUGAGGAAAAGGCUAAAAAGUCAAAGAAGAAGAACAAAAAGAAUACAAAUGAUAAGGAUGAAAUGGCCAUGCCGCUGCGUCGAUUCGAGCGUAUUUCGAUGUCACAAGGGGCGAAGCCUUUGACAGUCAAGACGCAAAAGUACUCGAGUCUACUAGAUCAUCGGGAUGAUGAUGAUGUUUACAGCGAGCUUAAGACACCAAAUGGUACGGAUGAAGACAUGUCUUCACAGUCGAGCCGCUCUUCAAACAUUGGAUCUAUAACGGGUGUGUCAGGAGCGGAAUUUGAGCGCACCAUUCCGUUUGCCAUGGCUUGGAAUCGUUGUCUGACUAGUCUACGUGAAGCUGAUGUAAUUAGUGAUCGUGAGUUGAAUGUUUUGAGCUACCUGAUUGACUCGAAGGAUACGGUGGGCCGUAAGUUGUACCCGCCCGCCUUUUUGACGGCUGGUAAACUUGACGAGUCAAUUGAUAUUGUUCUUGAGUGCUCUGCACUGUACGAGAAACUCAAGUCGGAUAAGAAGAAGAAAGAUAAGGUUCUUCAGAAGAUUGAAACGACUAUGCGCGAUCGUCUUACAAAAGACGAUUUGCGGGUCGAAUCGAUUCUGGGAUCGUACAAGUUUUCUUCGCAGGUUUUGCGCAUUCUGCUCGGUGAUGAGCAUAAGGAACUAGACGACUGCUACAAUUUUAUUGAAGAAAUGGCGUCGCAUCAACAAAUUCUCAAGGGCCUGAAACUUGACAAUCUGUAUUUGUGUCGUGCUGCUGCUGCCGAGCUCAUGAAGUCCAUCUUAGAGGUGCCUAAGAAAUCGACAGAAACGAGCAUCAAAUUUCAACGUGCGCUGUAUAAGGUCAUUGACUCUGUGGAAUCCGUGAUCAACUGUCUAAAGAUGGUGCUGGCGAAACAAGAGAAUUUGGUGCAGAUGUUAAAUGAUACGCCAUUAAAGCCCAAUUCGUUCUUUUUUCCUGGUGACUCGCAGCAUUAUGCUAGUCUUCAGCUGCAAAAAAUUGUCAAUGACGAGGCUGCACUCGAUAUUGUAUCACGUGCUUACCAGCUUUUGACGGUUGACAACUUCGAUGCUGAACCGCGCUCGGAAGAAGGACGUCGUCGCCUACGGUUCUUUGCAAAUUCUCUUUUCAUGGACAUGCCAGAGGCAAAACCGAUUCGCAAGAUUCGCUCAUUGACGGUUUCCACACCUUACUACAACGAGAUCGUCAUGUACUCAAUCAAAGACUUGACAGCUCAGAACGACGACUGUGUAAAGCUGCUGUACUAUCUACAGACUAUUUAUCCGUUCGAGUGGGAGAAUUUAUUGGAGCGAAUUCCGGCUAAGGAUAUGAGCGAAGCUUUAAAGAAGAACCCAGAAGAGGUGCAAUUGUGGGCUAGUUAUCGUGGUCAGACACUUGCCCGUACUGUGCGUGGUAUGAUGUACAAUGCAGAAGCAAUUCGCUUCCUUCAUUGGCUCGAAAUUGGCGAGAAUGAACCAAUGCAUCAAGUAUCGUGCUCAUGCAAUAAAUGCUGCAAGCUGAACGAGAUGGUGGCGCUCAAGUUUAACUACGUGUGCACUUGCCAAAUUUACGGCAAGCAAAAAGACGAGCAGAGACAACAAGCUCAAGACAUUGACUUUUUGAUGCGCAAGCAUCCCAAUCUACGUGUUGCCUACGUGGACGGACCGAAGAAAGUGAAAGAUGCCCCGCCAAAAUUCUUUUCCGUGCUGGUUCGCGCACAGGAUGACAAGAUUGUCGAAGUGUACCGAGUUGAGCUACCAGGUGACCCGAUUAUUGGUGAAGGUAAGCCUGAGAAUCAGAAUCACGCUAUUAUCUUUACAAGAGGUGAGCUGCUGCAGUGUAUUGAUAUGAAUCAGGAUGGAUAUCUUGAAGAGGCAUUGAAGAUGCCCAACCUUUUAUCGACUAUGGAUCGUGGCACUGAAAAGCGCCCUUUGACAAUCAUUGGCUUCCGUGAGCAUGUAUUUACGGGUGGUGUGUCGAAUCUUGCCAGUUUUAUGUCCAUUCAGGAGCUGUCGUUUGUAUCAUUAGGCCAGCGCAUGCUUGCUCUCUUUCAUGUUCGUCAGCACUAUGGUCACCCCGAUAUCUUUGAUAAACUUUUUGCCAUGAGUUGUGGUGGUACCGCUAAGGCAUCAAAGGGCGUAAAUCUUUCGGAGGAUAUCUUUGCCGGUUUCAAUACUACACUUCGCGGUGGUCGCAUUUCACAUGAAGAAUUUAUUCAAGUGGGCAAGGGCCGUGAUGUCGGUAUGCAGCAGCUUGCUCUGUUCGAAGCAAAACUAUCUUCUGGUGCUGGUGAGGCUGUGAUAUCUCGCGAUGCUAUGCGCAUGGCGUCGCGCUUAGACUUUUUCCGCUUGCACUCGUGGUUCUAUGGUAAUUUGGGUUGGUACUUUACGCAGUCGCUAACUGUAGUGGGUGUUUACUUUUUCAUUUAUGGCAAGGUCUACAUGGCUUUGAGUGGCAUGGACAGCUAUUUCCUCGAAAAAGGUGGUCUGGGUAUUGCCGGCACAUUAAACACCUCGUGGGCUUUUCAAUUUGGCUUCCUACUUGUGGUCCCGGUUAUCGCUGUCGUAGGUGUAGAGCAGGGUUUUCGUCAUGGUUUCACCUAUCUUCUUUGGAACUGUAUGACGCUUGGCCCUAUUUUCUUUACUUUUCAGAUGGGCACUCGUAUGCACUACUUUGACCGUACAUUGAUCCACGGUGGUGCCAAGUAUCGGGCUACAGGUCGUGGAUUUACCAUAAAGCACGAAAAAUUUGCUGAACUCUUCCGAUUUUACGCAUUUAGUCACUUCUAUCGUGGGGUUGAGCUCUUUUUCCUACUGCUGAUGUUUUACGCUUACGGUACAUUUUCGUGGUGCAACUGCUCGUGGCGAUUGGAUGCAGACUUUUACAAUAACGUUGAACCGACAGAUCUGGAAUGGCGGACUCGCUGUUAUGACGAUCACUACCAAUCGUGUGUGCUGCCAACGAACCAAAACUAUGGGAUCAUGUCGUACUCGUUGUGGAUCAUUGCCGCGACAUGGAUGUGGGCUCCGUUCUUCUUUAAUCCAAGCGGUCUGGAUUGGGAUAAGAUCAUUGAAGACUAUAAUGAUUGGCAAAAUUGGCUAAAGACAACAAACGACUCGGCUGACAGUUGGUUCGGGUGGUGGUCUAAUGAACAGGAAUACCUUGAGCAUACGACUAGCGGUGCCCGCUUCAUUACUGGUAUUCGCAAGCUCCGUUUCCUGUUGAUAGCCAUCGGCAUGUAUUUGAACAUGAUGUAUGAUGCAUAUUUUGAGCGACCGAACCGUGUCAUUACUUCGGACGAUAACAUGCUGACUUACGCUUUGUCUGGUCUCGUGAUUGUGAUUUUUCUCUUGCUGAUUUGCUGUGGCUACAUUGCAAGUCGCGUGACGAAAAAGAUGUCUAUGAAGCAGCGUAAAUUGCGCAAGAUAAAGUUUUUGCUCUCUUGUUGCUGCUUUCUCAUCGCAAUGUUAAGCCUUGCAGUCUUGUCAGUCAGCAACUUGUUUGCCAUCUUGAUUUUGCUAUCUGUGGCUGUCUAUUGGUUUAUGCAGAUGUGUAUCUUGCGUCUGCAGUAUCACCACAUUGUGGUCCGUGCACUUGCUCGUGCGUACGACCGUGCGGUUGGAUGGAUUGUAUUUGGGCCAAUUAUGAUUGUGUCGAUGUUUCUUCCCUUCCUCUCGUCGUUCCAGCAACGUGUCAUGUUCAACAACGCCUUUACCUCGGGACUUGAGGUAUCGAAGCUCUUCGCACACGACGUGGCUCCGGCGCAGGUCGUCAAGGUCAAGCGUGUAUCGAAGAAGAAGAAAACUCGCGAUGAUUAA
Molecule: messenger RNA, 6117 nt
Organism: Plasmopara halstedii
Lineage: Eukaryota; Oomycota; Peronosporomycetes; Peronosporales; Peronosporaceae
Exons: 1
Coding region: 1-6117 (2038 amino acids)
Biological process (GO): (1->3)-beta-D-glucan biosynthetic process
Cellular component (GO): plasma membrane; 1,3-beta-D-glucan synthase complex
Molecular function (GO): 1,3-beta-D-glucan synthase activity
Source: RefSeq, a predicted model, not a curated record